AACCGAUACGGACCAGAUCCAAGUGACCGGUUUAACUUGAUAAUUUCUUGAAAUUGAGCUGAACCGAAGUACAAAACCAAAUUAUAUUGCAGUUAUUAUCCCUUUACAAAAAAGAGCACACGAACUUAACUGUUGCCUAAUUCUUAGGGACACACGAGUUCGAAUCGGAGCAGUCACAUAUCAGAGUCUCAGCACGUCUCUCAGCUUCGCCUUCUCCACCGUCGCCGUCGUCGCGACUAGAACCCUAAUUAUGGUGAACCUAUAUACCAUGGAACCCUAAUUCCUUCCACUUCCUCGCACGAUCGUGUUCAUUCGCCAAAAAAUCGGUUCAAGUCUCGACUCCUUGAGUUUUGGAUCGAUAUUAGUAGCUAAGUUGGGAGAUUUUUUUGAGUUACGGAGCUAUGGUGUGGUGUAAACAUUGUGGGAAGAAUGUUCCCGGAACUCGCCCCUACGAUGGUGCACUGGCUUGUAACUUAUGCGGGAGGAUUUUGGAGAAUUUCAAUUUUUCUACUGAAGUUACAUUCGUUAAGAAUGCUGCUGGGCAGAGCCAAGCGUCAGGUAACAUUGUAAGGAGUGUUCAGAGUGGGGUGUCAGCCUCACGUGAAAGGAGAUUACGAAUAGCUAGAGAUGAGUUUAGGAAUUUGAGGGAUGCCUUGGGAAUUGGUGAUGAGAGAGAUGAUGUGAUUGACAUGGCUGCUCGGUUCUUUAGAAUGGCAGUUGAGAAAAAUUUCACCAAAGGCCGUAGAACUGAACUAGUACAGGCUUCCUGUCUGUACUUGACUUGCAGGGAAAUGAACAUUGCGUUUCUUCUUAUUGAUUUCUCAAGUUACCUUCGAGUUAGCGUUUAUGAGUUAGGUUAUGUGUACUUGCAACUCUGUGAAAUGCUGUACAUUACGGACGGUCAAAAUUAUGAAAAGCUUGUUGAUCCUUCCAUUUUCAUUCCUCGAUUCUCAAACAGCUUAUUGAAAGGAACACAGCAUAAAGCUGUUGUAAGAACAGCUACAGCCAUUAUAGCGAGUAUGAAGAGAGAUUGGAUGCAGACCGGCCGGAAACCUAGUGGAAUAUGUGGAGCAGCACUUUACACUGCUGCUCUUUCUCAUGGUAUCAAGUGCUCUAAGUCAGAUAUUGUAAACAUUGUCCAUAUAUGUGAAGCAACUCUAACCAAACGAUUGAUUGAGUUUGGCAAUACGGAGUCUGGAAAUUUAAAUGGUGAUGAGCUCACAAAAAGAGAAAAGGAGAUGCCCAAAAGCAUGAAACCAACGUCAAACAAAGAGGAUGUGCUCUGUAUGCAUAAGGAUAGUAAACCUGUUGGUUAUGGACUAUGUGAGGACUGUUACAAAGAUUUCUUAAAUGUUUCUGGUGGACUUGUUGGUGGGUCGGAUCCUCCGGCUUUCCAGCGCGCAGAGAAAGAGAGAAUGGACAAAGCGGCUAGAGAAAAAAACGAGGGAGGAAUUGGUAGCCUUAAUCACGGUCAACAGCUAUAUCAGUCAGAGAGAGGACCAGACUAUUGUAGUGUGAACAAAAGCGAAAAACAGUGUUCUGAUAAAAGUGAAAAAAAUAAAGAUGGGGCUGAAGAGUAUGCUGGUACGUCGGAUGAAUCAGACAACUUUUCUGACAUCGAUGAUAAAGAGGUGGAUUGCUAUAUUAACAACGAGGAUGAAAAGCAUUAUAUGAAGAUCGUAUGGGAAGCAAUGAACAAAGAUUAUAUUGAGGAGCAAGCGGCCAAGGAAGCAGCUCUGAAGGCUGCUAGUGAAGCUUUAAAAGCGAGCAACUCUAACUGCCCAGAACGUGCAAGAAAGUUUUACGAAGCUACUAUAGCUUAUAAGACACAAAGUAGAAAGGAAAAGCAGCAGAAGAAAGCUGAGGAAGAAAAGAACGCGGCUCCCCCAGCUACAGCCAUGGAAGCUGUUCGCCGAACGCUUGUUAAAAAGAGAGUUACAGCUGUAAUCAACGACGACUUCUUACAAGAACUCUUUGCUACAUCGGCAGGUGAGAAUCCACCCAAGAGGUCGAAAACUGAGACAGACAUGGAAGAGAAGAAGGAAGAGAAGAGCAAUGAGCCUGAGAUUGGUGAAAAUGAAGAUGAAGCUGAAGAGGAUGAAGAAGGCUAUGUAGAAUCAUACGACAUGAACACAAAUUAUCAAAACGGUGAGAAAAUUUAUGAAGAGGAAGAAGAAGCAGAUGGUUAUGAUUUUGGAUUGUAUUGAUCUAUUGUGAGCCAAAGUUAUCGGUCUUUUUGGUUGCCGGACGAGUUGAUUUUGCGUAAAUAUAGGAGAACCCCAACAUUAGUUAUUAUUUUUAUUAUAGGAUCUUUGAUUCUGUAGUUAUCAGUAAGCAAUCAAGAUUUUUGAAUAAUAUAUGUAAAUUCACUAA
Molecule: messenger RNA, 2373 nt
Organism: Camelina sativa (false flax)
Lineage: Eukaryota; Viridiplantae; Streptophyta; Magnoliopsida; Brassicales; Brassicaceae
Product: transcription factor IIIB 60 kDa subunit
Biological process (GO): DNA-templated transcription initiation; transcription preinitiation complex assembly; transcription by RNA polymerase III
Cellular component (GO): transcription factor TFIIIB complex; transcription preinitiation complex; nucleus
Molecular function (GO): RNA polymerase III type 3 promoter sequence-specific DNA binding; RNA polymerase III general transcription initiation factor activity; TBP-class protein binding
Source: RefSeq, a predicted model, not a curated record